CCCUGCCUUUCCCUCUCAUCCCCUUCUUCUGCACCUGCUGCUGCGCAGAGGAAAGAAGAGAGAGGAAGCCGCAGGAUGGCCUCGUCUCCCUCCACCUUCGCUUUCUCCUUCGCUUCUUCGUCCUCCGCCGCCGCUUCUUCCGCCGCCCCCUCUUCUCAGCCUCAGGGAUUCACCUUCAACCCCUCUUCUUUCACCUCCCCCUCCCCCUCCCCCUCUUCCCCAUUCGCCUCCUUGGCAUCCUCCUCAGCUGCUACUUGCCAACCGUCCGCCCCUUCUUUUGCCUUUGGAACCUCUGCGUUGUCUUCUCCCUUGUCCUUGACUCCCCCCGCUUCCUCAUCUUCCCCUUCUCCUUUAUCUUUCGGAUCGAGCCCUAGCUUAUUCGGCGCAUCGUCGUCGUCCACCACCACCGCGUCGUCUUCUCCCUUCGGUGCUUCGCAGUUCUCUGCUGCGCCGAAGCCGCUCUUAUCGAUGGCGCCGUCGGCCUCUUUCUCCGCAGGUUUUGCCUCUCCUAUGUCCGCUCCCGCUUUUGGGGCGACGUCUUCUCCUGGUUUUGGGGUGGCGUUUACUCCUGCUUUUGGGGCGCCGUCUGCUCCCGCGGGUUCCUCGUCCUCCGCUUCGUCUUUCUCCUCUCCGUUCCAGACAGCGGGUGCUGCUUCAUCUUCCCCUUUCGGACUCUCUUCAUCCUCCUCAUCCGGUGCAACCUCUCCUGCUUUCUCGCUCUUUGGCUCUUCUUCUUCCGCUUCCUCUUCGGCCGCCUCAUCAGCUUCUUCUCAGCCGUCUGCAUUUCCUUCCAGUUCUUCGACUUCUUCCUCGUCGUUCUCCUUUGGGGGCUCUUCAUUGUUUCCUAAGGGAUUCGGAAGCUCCGCUUCUGCUCCAGCGUCUUCCUCGCCCGCAUUUUCUUUGGCCUCAACGAGCUCUGCUUCUACUUCAUCCACAUCUUCAGCAUCGAUCUUUUCUUCGUUUGCUGCUGCUUCUUCUGGAGCAGGAUUAUCGUCGUCUUCAAAGUCAGCAGCCGUUUCAAGUACCGGUAUUCCCUUUGGGACUCCUUCGGCAUCUUCGUCCGCUCAAUCAGCAUUUGGCUUCAGCAGUUUAAGCUCCUCUUCUGCACCCUCGACAGCAGGAUUUGGGGUGGGGAAACCUCUUUUUGGUAGCACUACUUCCUCACAGCCGUUAUCGCUGGCGACGCCUGCACCAACUGCCACACCCGUUACUUCAUCAACUGCUACGCCAUCAUCAGCUCCUGCGUUUUCUUCAUCGUUUGGUGCAUUUACGCCUCCUACCGCUGCUGCUUCAACUGCUUCAAAUGUGGCAUCUUCCACUCCUUCCACCUCUUCUUCAGUUGUCGCCACUACCAUCACGACUGCUGCCACUGCUACUCCAUCCGUCUCUGCCGCGUCCAGUGCUACUGUUAGUGCAUUCCCCCGCUUAUCUACAGCUACUGCUGCGUCUACCACGACGAAUGCCUUCACUGGCUUCUCAAAUUCUGCUGCUUCGUCCUCCGCAACUAGUGCAUUUCCAAGCUUCUCUCUUGCUAGCAAAGCACCAGCUUCGUCCACUCUGUCAACCACCUCAGCUCCUACGUUUGGAGUUCUUGGAUCAACACUAGCAGGGACAACAUCUGAAACUGGAACAAAGUUCAGUUUUACUGGUGCAUCGGCUCCUGCCCAGACAUCUGCUUCCAGUGCAAGCAGCAGCAGCGGAAUGGUGACUUCUACAGUUGCUCCAACUUCAACUCCAACUCCAACUCCAACUCCAACUCCAACUCCUAAAUUGCCAUCUGAAAUCACUGGUAAAACUGUUGAAGAGAUUGUGAAAGAUUGGAACUCAGAAUUACAGGAGCAAACUAACAAGUUUAGGAAGCAGGCUGCUGCUAUAGCUGAUUGGGACAGGAGAAUUUUGCAGAAUCGGAGUGUGCUUAUUAGACUUGAGGCGGAGGUUGCCAAAGUGGUUGAGACUCAGAGCUAUCUGGAGAACCAACUAGAAUUGAUCGAAACACAUCAGCAAGAGGUUGAUAAAGCUUUACAAAGCAUGGAAGAAGAGGCUGAACGCAUUUACAAAGAUGAACGUGGUUUGCUUGAAGAUGAUGUGGCUUCUACAAGGGACUCAAUGUUUGAGCAGGCUGAGUUUGUGGAAAAGGAAAUGGAACAGAUGGCAGAGCAAAUCAAAUCUAUAAUCCAGACACUGAAUGCAAGUCAGGGUGGCGAACUUGAGGCUGAUGGUAUGACACCCAUAGAUGCAGUUGUGCGGAUUCUGAACAAUCAGUUGAGUGCACUCAUGUGGAUUGACGAGAAGACUGGAGAAUUCUCAUCACGAAUUCAGAAACUUGCUGGUGAAGGGGCUGGUGUAGACAGAGAAUUGUCUGGUUCAAGGCACUGGAUGAGAUGAAAAAGCAAGCAGUACAGGAUUCUCCCAACUAAAGAGGUGUCCGUUGAAUAGUAUCCUGUAUCAAGCGAUGUUGCCAGCUUGCGCUUUUCUGACAGCAACCAGUGGCUACGUGUCCUAUUUUAGUAUGAAUAAUUUUGAUCAGUCGCUGGUUUAUGUUCUACAUUCUGACCAUUUCCUGCGAUAUUGUCCACCGCAAACUCUGCUGCUGCGAAGUUGAUGGGUGUUCCUUUGUCACCCUAGUGAUUUUUCCAAUUUAUGCUAGGGGAGAGAUAAAUAUGAACAUCAACCAUGUUGGUAAAUGUAUCAGUUGAAUCCUUUUUUUUUUUUUUUUUUUAACAUUGUUAAAAAGACAAUUGAUUGCAACUCGCGAAUUACUAACGAAGCCACGCUUUGGAAAUAUCGAUCUCUAUAUCCUGUAGUGCAUUGAUCACAACAGAUGGAAGUAUAUAAGAUAACCCAUCCAAUGCUGCUCA
This is a messenger RNA of Nymphaea colorata (pocket water lily), 2858 nucleotides long. RefSeq names its product nuclear pore complex protein NUP62. Gene Ontology annotation, molecular function: structural constituent of nuclear pore; phospholipid binding. The transcript is spliced from 9 exons. The record is from RefSeq and is a predicted model, not a curated record. The coding region runs from base 76 to 2385 and encodes 769 amino acids. Gene Ontology annotation, cellular component: nuclear pore; nuclear pore central transport channel. Gene Ontology annotation, biological process: RNA export from nucleus; protein import into nucleus. NCBI's taxonomy places the organism in Eukaryota, Viridiplantae, Streptophyta, Magnoliopsida, Nymphaeales, Nymphaeaceae.